This is a messenger RNA of Drosophila virilis, 1895 nucleotides long. RefSeq names its product arginine-glutamic acid dipeptide repeats protein. The record is from RefSeq and is a predicted model, not a curated record. Lineage: Eukaryota; Metazoa; Arthropoda; Insecta; Diptera; Drosophilidae.
AGCUCACAGAUCAUUUCUAAUCGGUAUGCUCGUCUAUCAAGUGCUACUUCUACCUUGCGCUCUGCUGGCUCUUCAUCUAGCCAGCGCCCGUGCCCAAUGCCCCCAGAGCUCGGUUGCCGUGAACGCUCCGUGCGGGCAAGCAGCGAUUUCUUGUAACGUGCCCUACGUUCCUCAGAAUGGGGCUUGUGUGCUGCCUUUUCCGACUCCAAGUGGAUGCGGUUCAGGCCAAGUCUGCGCAAACGGAGUUGUGGUACACGUUUUUCCGUCAGGGUUUACUAACGCACAAUCCGUAAAUUCGCUUUGUCCAAAUCAACCAGUUCAGCCCCAACCUGCUCCGUGUCCAAAUCAGCCUGUAAUUCCCUAUCCACCCGCUCAGUCCCAGCCUGCUCCCUGCCCAAAUCAGCCUGUAACACCCUAUCCACCCGCUCAGUCCCAGCCUGCUCCUUGUCCAGAUCAGCCUGUAACACCCUAUCCACCCGUUCAACCCCAACCUGCUCCUUGUCCAAAUCAGCCUGUAAAUCCCUAUCCACCCGCUCAGCCCCAGCCAGCACCUUGUCCAAAUCAGCCUGUAACUCCGUAUCCACCCGUUCAGCCCCAGCCUGCUCCUUGUCCAAAUCAGCCUGUAACACCCUAUCCACCCGCUCAGUCCCAGCCUGCUCCCUGCCCAAAUCAGCCUGUAACACCCUAUCCACCCGUUCAGCCCCAGCCUGCUCCCUGCCCAAAUCAGCCUGUAACACCCUAUCCACCCGUUCAGCCCCAGCCAGCACCUUGUCCAAAUCAGCCUGUAACACCCUAUCCACCCGCUCAGCCCCAGCCUGCUCCCUGCCCAAAUCAGCCUGUAACACCCUAUCCACCCGUUCAGCCCCAGCCAGCACCUUGUCCAAAUCAGCCUGUAACACCCUAUCCACCCGCUCAGUCCCAGCCUGCUCCCUGCCCAAAUCAGCCUGUAACUCCGUAUCCACCCGUUCCACCCGAGACCACAAAUAGACCCUACCAGCCUCCUACUACAACAACCAGAGAAACCACAACAACCUGGAAAACGACGACAACCAGAACGACAACGACCACACCGCCGCCAGCUCCGCUGCGUAUCUGCCCGAGAGGCACAGUUCUUAUAAAUGACAACUGCCGUCUGGUAUAUUGCGGCUCAAAAGUCUACUCAAACGGUCGUUGUGUGGAGCCGCGGUGCCCCAAGGGCACUUACUGGACGGGCCAGAAGUGCGCUCUACCCGAGCCGAUUGAGUUGAGUCCCAUUAAUCUCCAGCGAACGAUCAUCAACGAGAACUCAAAGAAUACGCCCGACUUGGUGCUAAAUAAUGUGCAGCAUUUAACAGUCAAUGCCUCGCUUACGCUACCAACGGAUUACAGGGAUUACGAGGAGGAUUCCGAGGAGGAAGUGGAGGAAGCGGAGGAGAUACAACCUCCGCCAUCAGCUCCAAUCAAAUGCUGCACUGUGAUUGCGCCACGCACCUGCCGCUGUCCGGCGGACAGUAAUCGCUGGCAAUGCUAUAAUCAGAGGCAGCAGCUGUGCGGCGACUUCUGUAGCGCGCCUAAGGUAGCGAUAAGGCCAGCAAGUGUGAGCACCUGGCAUGUCAACGAUGCCCAAAUGCUCAGCAUGCCGCCCAACUGGAAUGCCGGCUGUCAAAUGCAGAGCAACUGCAUGCAAGCCACAGAGAGGUAUGACUGCAGCGGCUGUGCUUCGGGACAGAUGUCCUCCUGUUCCCCCUACUGCUACGACUACCGCUGCAACAGCCCCACCUGUGCCUACUACGAUCAAGAACAAUUUUGCGAUUCGCCGCAAUUUGCCGACUCUGUGGGCUGCCGUCCUCAGGAUGGCUGGCGUCGAUAGGCAAUGUGACCAGCUCAGCUUCAAUAGGUGCUUUAAAUGUUAAAAA